UCAUGACAUCAUGAAGCGAUUCCUCGGGGCCCGCGAGACACAUGUCACAACAAGGGGAACUUAUUUCUGCGAAAAUAUGACGCAUGUGAUAAAACGAACUUCAUUUUCCAGCCCAGUGAAAAAUUUUGCAAGGUGGCGCAACGUAUUUGUAGACAGUUUCAAGUUAUAUUCCGUCGUAAGAUAGUAGCCGGCUAGUAGUUUAAUGUGAAUGUUGAACAAGGACUUAAACUAACUUGAAAUUGAUCUAUCACUAUUCCUAAGGCAGUGCCAGCAGUUUACAAACUUAACACGUCGCACCAUAGUUACAUGAAAUACACCGCCUGAAAACUGAAAGGUCAUGGCCAUGAGCUCUCCUGGUAUACCUUUGAGAACAUCAGAGGAUGCCGAUACAGUUUUUAACAGCAGUGUCUUUCCCACAUCUACUGCAGAUGGGGAUAAAAUAUCAGGUGUGCCACUGGUUUCAGACCUCGAACUGAAUGACAGAAGACAUUCGGAAGGAGAUGGUCCUUUACGAGCAGCCAGUAGCACUUCAAAACAGGACUGCAGAGGCACCACUGUAGAUGACCUGCCAGAUGAACUGAUGCUGGAGAUUUUCUUGUAUGUGAGCUUCAGUGAAAACAUUAAAGUUUUACAGAACGUGUGUACUCGCUGGAGAAUUCUGGCCCAGGACGCUCAUUUGUGGCUUCACGAGAAGUACAUUGUUAGACAGGAAACGAGUGAAGAGGAGGCUAUUGCGACAUUUGCUGCUGCACCACAGCUGCGAACUGUGAUUCUGGACAAAGAAGUCUCACCCAGGGUCUUUGAGGCUCUAUCCAGAAGCUGCCCACACCUGACCACUUUGGAGAUGAAUCUUUUUCAGAUGCUGACUUGCUCGGAAGCUGACAACCUGUUUGUUGGCUGUAGAGAGAUCCGCACACUGUCCAUUUCCGUGAGGGGUCUCCAGGCGAACAUGAGGUUGUUGGAUGCCGUGGCACGGCUGGCACACCUGCGAGUGCUGCACAUACAGCAUGUUGAAAUUGCGGACGAGGUGAUUCUGCUGCGCAUUUUAGCUGAGGGCUGCCCACAUAUAUGUGAUUUGCGCCUCGGUGGCAGUUGUGGCCUAUGCUACCGGAUUCGAGAUGCCGAGUAUUUCAUCAGUUCCCAUAAAUGUGUGCUCAAGGGCCUGCGUACCAGGUUGACAUCAGUUGAGGGCAGGAGUAUUGCUCCACUGCUGCCUGCUUGCGCCGAGAUGCUGGAGCACCUCGAGCUGAUAGACCACGACGAGAACAGUGUCGAGGAAGCCAUGGAAACACUCACUGCCCUGGGGAAACUCCACAACCUGCGCUGUCUUCACUUCGGUACCACUAAAUGGGAAGUCCGACAUUUGGUUCCUGCUGUGUUUGAGAAUGGACGAUUGCAGAAACUACAGCAGCUUCAGCUGAGUUACAUUGUGGAGGAGAAGACGGUGUGUGCUGUGGCAGAGCACUGCCCUGAUCUGCAAGAACUUGAACUGCUCAGAUGCGAGGGACACACGGACGCUCUUUUUGAGCCACUCCGCCGACUCAAAAAGCUGGAAACACUGAAAAUUACUUAUUGUCAAUGUCUUGGUGGAAAAGCAAUGUCAUACAUAGCUAAGCUGCCAGCAUUGAAUGCUUUGGAAUUCAGUGACAUUAAAUUUUAUAAGUUAAAACCCAGUGUAAAAUGCAUCCUUGAAAUGUCAGAGCUGCGCAGACUUUUCCUCAGGGAAUGUAUCUGCUGGGCCGUACCAUUUGACAAGUUUCCUGGCAGACUGGUGAACCUCAGAGAGCUGGAGAUAGACUAUUGUGAUGGAGACCAAGACGUGCUGGACAGAAUUAGUGCCCAGAUGCCAGACCUGAGGGUGAAGGGCACCCUCGGGGCACUCAUCACAGAUGAUAGUUACGAAGAGGGUGACUACGAGUGACACCAUUUCCAGCGUCUGCGCACACUCGGCACCUGGAGCUGGGGAGCGGUGGGACUGGCACACUGCUGGAAGCUGCGCGCUGGUGUUCCAAAGACCCUGACUACAAAACUCAGCCUGUGCUCCAUUUUUUUAGUGUUGUCAGCUUCAGCAGGGUAUUGGAUGCCUGAAAUGGGAAAGGGGAACAAAAGACAAUAUAACAAUGGUGAAGAUUUUAGUUACUGCAGAUGUGUGAAGUGCCUCAGUUUUGUUUUAAAUUAUUCCAUUUACUUAUCAAUGACUUGAGUGACUCUGUGUUAUUGGAAAUUCUACCGGCACAAAUAAAAAUUAGUUUUUGGAGUAUUA
Molecule: messenger RNA, 2263 nt
Organism: Schistocerca nitens (vagrant locust)
Lineage: Eukaryota; Metazoa; Arthropoda; Insecta; Orthoptera; Acrididae
Exons: 8
Coding region: 338-1921 (527 amino acids)
Molecular function (GO): protein binding
Source: RefSeq, a predicted model, not a curated record